Molecule: messenger RNA, 1976 nt
Organism: Macadamia integrifolia
Lineage: Eukaryota; Viridiplantae; Streptophyta; Magnoliopsida; Proteales; Proteaceae
Product: protein NRT1/ PTR FAMILY 5.10-like
Exons: 4
Coding region: 83-1822 (579 amino acids)
Biological process (GO): dipeptide transport; transmembrane transport
Cellular component (GO): membrane
Molecular function (GO): tripeptide transmembrane transporter activity; dipeptide transmembrane transporter activity
Source: RefSeq, a predicted model, not a curated record
GAGGAAAGAGACGAGUCUGACAAAAAGACAAAAGCGAGACGAAAGCGAAGCACCUCGUGCGGCGAGCUUGAGUUUGUAAAAAAUGGCGGAAUCUGCAACAGCGUCGACAGGCGAUGCGAGUUCGCCGCUGCUAAGAGAGACGGAGACUGUGGAAGGCGUCGUCGACUACAAAGGCCGUCCGGUGAACAGAUCCGACACCGGCGGAUGGAGAUCUGCCGCCUUUAUCAUCGGAGUGGAGAUCUCGGAGAGGUUUGCGUAUUUUGGGAUAAGUUCAAACCUGAUAACCUACUUGACGGGGCCAUUACGGGAAUCAACGGUGACGGCGGCGGAGAAUGUGAACGCUUGGUUGGGGGCUGCGUCGAUGCUACCUCUCUUGGGAGCUUUCGUCGCCGACGCUUUUCUCGGUCGAUACCGUACCAUCCUCUUCGCUUCUCUCCUCUAUAUUCUUGGGCUAGGCUUGUUGACUCUGUCGGCGACGCUUCCUUCUCUCAAUCCAACCAACUGUCAAGAAAAUAAUGGCAACAGUUCUUGCCCUCCUGAACUACAAAUCAUCAUUUUCUUCUUCUCUCUGUAUCUGGUGGCAUUUGCACAAGGAGGGCACAAGCCAUGCGUACAAGCUUUUGGAGCUGAUCAGUUUGAUGCAAGAGAUCCAAAGGAAUGCAAAUCCCGAAGUUCUUUCUUCAACUGGUGGUAUUGUGCCUUUAAUGCUGGUAGUAUGGUUUCACUCACAGUCUUGAACUACAUACAAGAUAACAUGAACUGGGGUCUCGGCUUCGGAAUUCCAUGUGUUUCCAUGGUGUUAGCUCUUGUUGUCUUCCUUCUUGGGACCAGGACUUACCGCUAUAGUUUCAAGGAUGACAAGGGUAGCCCAAUAAUGAGAAUCUCCCUUGUGUUUUUGGUAGCUGCAAAGAAUUGGCGAACCACCCCUUCAGCCUCCAUUGUUGAAGAGGAAGCAGGAGAAACUCGUAUUUCUCAUGGUGCUCACCAAUACAGGUUUCUUGACAAAGCACUGAUUACUGCCUCAGAGAGUCCCGAUGGUCUGAAGAAAGACCUGAAGGCCUGUAGCAUCAGUGAAGUGGAAGAAGCAAAGGCUGUAUUGAGAUUGUUUCCUAUAUGGGCUACAUGUUUAGUAUAUGCCAUUGUCUUUGCACAGUCAUCGACAUUUUUCAUAAAGCAGGGUGCAACAAUGGACAGAUCAAUAGGUUCGGGCUUCCAGAUACCGGCUGCAUCACUGCAAAGCUUCAUCAGCCUAUCCAUUAUUCUUUUUGUUCCUAUAUUUGACCGUGUUAUCAUUCCAAUUUCCAGAGCUUUUACCAGGAAACCAUCUGGAAUAACAAUGCUCCAAAGAAUUGGAACAGGAAUGAUUCUUUCCAUGAUCUCCAUGGUGGUAGCAGCACUAGUUGAGAAGGAAAGGCUUAAGAUUGCCAUGGACUCUGGGCUUGUAGAUAAUCCAGAAGCAACGGUUCCAAUGAGUGUGUGGUGGCUAGUUCCUCAAUUUGUCCUGUUUGGAGUUGCUGAUGUCUUUACCAUGGUCGGACUGCAAGAAUUUUUCUAUGAUCAGGUGCCAAAUGGGCUGCAAAGUAUAGGUCUCUCACUCUAUCUUAGCAUCUUUGGCGUAGGGAGCUUCCUUAGCAGCUUUCUUAUCGCUGUUAUUGAGAAGGUGACUAGUGGGAGUGGCGGAUAUAGCUGGUUUUCAAACAAUCUCAAUCGGGCACAUCUUGACUACUUCUAUUGGCUUCUUGCUGGGCUCAGUGCAGUAGGAGUGAUUGUCUACUGGUAUUUUUCCAGAGAUUAUGUCUAUAAGAGGGAAAGAACAGUGUAAGAGGCCUUUUUCCUUUCGUAUUUGAGAUCCUUACAAUCACGUGUGGAUGCUUGGUACAAACCUUCAUCUUCCUGCUGUAAUAUUUUGUGUUGCUCAUCCAAAUAUCGGUGAUGGAAGCACUCCUUAAUAUAUUCAAGUUACAAGUAUUUUACUA